AUGUGGAACAGUGAGACGGCCUUGGGCAAGUUGUUUGAGCCUCAAGGGAGGACGGACUACUAUUGGAGUUAUGACAUUGUCUCCCACGAACUACGUCGGAAGGCCAUGUUGAAGAAGUACGGCAAGGAGAUAAAAAAACUAUUCGGGCCUGAACCUUGGCUUGCGGUAUUUAUGACCCCAGCUAUAUUGCUUCAGCUUUAUCUGGGUUUGCGGGCGUGUGAAAUGAGUUGGCCAGUAUACCUGUUUGUGGCUUAUUUCAUUGGAGGAACAAUAUCCCACAGUUCGUUUUUGGCCAUCCAUGAGACGACUCACGACCUUGUUUUUAAAACGCGCGUAUUCAAUGACUAUUAUGCACUGUUUCUCAACUCUAUUGUGCCUAUUCCUUACGCCAUGAUGUUUAAGAGCUAUCAUGCUGAUCAUCAUCAUUACCUUGGUUGGGAAUACGUUGAUACCGACGUGCCUACUCCAUUAGAAGCCAAAUUGCUGUCCAGCUACUUCGGGAAGUUCUUGUUUCUGACAUGUCAGGUUUUUUUCUAUGUACUCCGACCGUGCAUCAUUUGGAGAGUUCAAGUUGAAAAAAUCCAUUUUAUCAAUUACGCUGUGCAGAUUUUGUUUAAUAUAAUUAUAUACCGUUUUUUUGGUCUGAGCCCGCUGAUCUACUUUCUUGUUUCCAUUAUAUUGGGUACGGGCUGGCAUCCCCUUGCUGGACAUUUUAUUUCAGAGCACUAUGUCUUCAAGGGAGAUGGCAAACAGGAAACUUUUUCGUACUAUGGGCCCUUGAACUGGUUAACCUGGAUGGCUGGAUAUCACGUUGAACACCAUGACUUCCCCAAUAUUGCAUGGGUUCAUAUCUCCAAGCUUCAUGCGAUUGCCCCCGAGUUUUAUAAUGACCUAUAUGUUACUGAGUCUUGGCCUGGUACGCUUUAUGAUUUCUUGUUUGAUAAAAAGGUAAAUCAGCUUUCCCGCGUUGUUCGUGAAAAAGGAGCUUCUAAGCGCGCAAAAUUGUUGCCCACGAAGGUUAAAACUGGGGCUGCGGAAUAG
Molecule: messenger RNA, 1041 nt
Organism: Trypanosoma conorhini
Lineage: Eukaryota; Euglenozoa; Kinetoplastea; Trypanosomatida; Trypanosomatidae
Product: putative fatty acid desaturase, putative,sphingolipid delta 4 desaturase
Exons: 1
Coding region: 1-1041 (346 amino acids)
Biological process (GO): ceramide biosynthetic process
Cellular component (GO): membrane
Molecular function (GO): sphingolipid delta-4 desaturase activity
Source: RefSeq, a predicted model, not a curated record